Molecule: messenger RNA, 9058 nt
Organism: Austrofundulus limnaeus
Lineage: Eukaryota; Metazoa; Chordata; Actinopteri; Cyprinodontiformes; Rivulidae
Product: filamin-C
Exons: 46
Coding region: 318-8552 (2744 amino acids)
Biological process (GO): actin cytoskeleton organization
Molecular function (GO): actin filament binding
Source: RefSeq, a predicted model, not a curated record
GAAGUUCAACUCCUACACUGCUGCUCCAGUUCACCUGCCACAGAAAUCUACUUUAAAACAAACAAAAAAGGAAGAAAAUCCUGGUGCCUUCAUAUUAUUUUUACCAACAGAGUGUCAAUUUAAGAAGACAAAAACAAGCCACCGGCUGCCUCCCUCAUUCGGAUAAUCCAAUCUGUCACUGUCCUGACACGAGUGGUCUCUUCACAAGUAGGCCUGAAGAAUCGCUGAGUCCGAGCUUGAACUUUCCUCUGCACGGUCCAACACCCAGGUGUGACCCCCGCGGCGAGAUUAUAAAAGUGGACGAGGACAGGGCUGUCAUGAUGAGCAACAACUACGGCGACGACCAGCUGCCCCCGCAGUACUACCAGGCCACGGACUUCGGCGAGGAGGAGGACGACGAGAUGCCGGCCACCGAGAAGGACCUGGCCGAGGACGCGCCGUGGAAGAAGAUCCAGCAGAACACCUUCACCAGGUGGUGCAACGAGCACCUCAAGUGCGUGAACAAGACCAUCACCGACCUGCAGAAGGACUUCAGCGACGGGCUGAAGCUGAUUUCGCUCCUGGAGGUGCUGAGCCAGAAGAAGAUGUACAGGAAGCACCACGUCAGGCCCAACUUCCGGCAGAUGAAGCUGGAGAACGUCUCUGUGGCACUGGAGUUCCUGGACAGGGAGCACAUCAAGCUGGUCUCAAUAGAUAGUAAAGCCAUUGUGGAUGGGAACCUGAAGCUGAUCCUGGGUCUCAUAUGGACGCUCAUCCUGCACUACUCCAUCUCCAUGCCCAUGUGGGACGAUGAAGACGACGAGGAGACGAAAAAGCUGACGCCCAAGCAGCGCUUGUUGGGCUGGAUUCAAAAUAAGGUGCCCCAGCUGCCCAUCAACAAUUUCAACCGUGACUGGCGAGAUGGGAAGGCCCUUGGAGCUCUGGUUGACAACUGCGCCCCCGGUUUGUGCCCCGACUGGGCGGAGUGGGACCCCAAUAAGCCUGUGCAGAAUGCCAGGGAAGCCAUGCAACAGGCUGAUGAUUGGCUGGGUGUGCCUCAGGUAAUUGCCCCUGAGGAAAUUGUGGACCCAGAUGUGGAUGAGCACUCGGUCAUGACGUACUUGUCUCAGUUCCCCAAGGCCAAACUGAAACCUGGGGCUACUCUCAAACCCAAACAGCUUUUUCCAGACAAGGUCAAAGCCUAUGGACCAGGUAUUGAACCUCAGGGCAACAAAGUUCUGCACCCAGCUGUGUUCACAGUAGACACUUUGGAGGCUGGCAGCGGUGAAGUCUUGGUGUUUGUGGAGGAUCCUGAGGGACACAAAGAGGAGGCUAAAGUUAAACCCAACAAGGACAAAAACAGAACCUACACUGUCACCUACCUUCCCAAAGUUGAGGGUGUCCACAAGGUGAAAGUGCUGUUUGCAGGUCAGGACAUUGACAAGAGCCCCUACACUGUGAACGUGACGAAGGCGAUGGGCGACCCAAGCAAAGUCCACGCCAGGGGUCCGGGUCUGGAGCCGACAGGCAACGUGGCCAACAAACCAACUUACUUUGACAUCUAUACAGCUGGUGCUGGCCACGGUGACAUCAGCGUGGUCAUUGUGGAUCCUCAGGGUAAAAAGGACACGGUGGAGCUCAUGCUGGAGAGCAAGGGGGACAGUGUGUUCCGCUGCACCUAUCGCCCCGUGCAGGAAGGGCCUCACGCCAUCCACGUCCUGUUUGCAGGCCAGGAGAUCCCCAGGAGCCCGUUCACUGUCAACAUCGCUGAGGCUCCAGCAGUUGCUCCUCCUGCGGGGGCACCACUGCAGAUAGCACCUCAGUCAGUGCGCACCCCUCCUGGAGUGAAGGGUGGGACGGGGGUUCCCCCCGCAAAGCCUGGUCAUCCAACCUCAAACCCAAAUGCUUGCAGAGCCACUGGCAGAGGGCUUCAGCCUAAAGGUGUGAGAGUAAAGGAAGUUGCAGACUUCAAAGUUUUCACCAAAGGAGCUGGAAACGGUCCACUAAAUGUCUCAGUUAAAGGACCAACUGGAGCAGAGGAGCAAGUGAAAGUGAGAGAUACAGGGAACGGAGUGUUUGAGUGUGAAUAUUACCCUCUUAAGCCUGGUAAAUACACAGUGAGCAUCACCUGGGGAGGCCAGCCUAUCCCACGCAGUCCCUUUGAAGUGGAGGUGGGUAAGGAAGCAGGUGUUCAGAAAGUACGGGCCUGGGGUCCUGGUCUAAAGACUGGCAUGGUGGGAAAAUCGGCUGAUUUUGUGGUUGAGGCCAUUGGCACUGAAGUUGGAACUCUGGGCUUCUCCAUUGAAGGCCCAUCGCAGGCUAAAAUUGAGUGUGAUGAUAAGGGUGACGGCUCCUGUGAUGUGAGAUACUGGCCCACCGAGCCAGGGGACUAUGCUGUCCACGUCAUUUGCGAUGAUGAAGACAUCAAGGACAGUCCUUUUAUGGCCCACAUUCUACCUGCCGCCAAUGAUGUCUUCCCUGAGAAAGUUAAAGCCUAUGGGCCGGGCUUGAAGCCGACUGGUGUGAUUGUAAACAAACCAACUGAGUUCACCAUCGAUGCUCGCAUGGCCGGGAAGGGUCAACUCAAGAUUUACGCACAGGAUGCUGAAGGUUGCACCAUCAACAUCAAGAUCACUGACAAAGGGGACGGCACAUUUCUCUGUGUGUACACUCCUGUCAAACCCAUUAAACACACCAUCAUCAUCACCUGGGGUGAGGUCAACGUGCCCAACAGCCCCUUCAGGGUGCUGGUUGGAGAGGGCUCUCAUCCUGAUAAAGUCAAGGUCCAUGGGCCCGGAGUAGAGAAGACGGGGCUCAAAGCUAACGAGCCGACAUACUUCACUGUGGACUGCAGCGAGGCGGGUCAAGGAGACAUCAGCAUUGGAAUCAAGUGUGCCCCGGGGGUGGUCGGACCGGCUGAGGCUGACAUCGACUUUGACAUCAUCAAGAAUGACAAUGACACCUUCACUGUCAAGUACACUCCACCCGGUCCGGGACGAUACACCAUCAUGGUGCUGUUUGCUGACCAGGAAAUUCCUAUCAGUCCUUUCAAAGUCAAGGUGGAUCCUUCCCAUGAUGCUGGUAAGGUGAGAGCAGAGGGUCCUGGACUCAACAAAACAGGCGUGGAGGUGGGCACUCCAACCCAUUUCACCAUUUACACAAAGGGAGCUGGAAAGGCAAAGCCUGAGGUGCGUUUUGCAGCAUCAGGCCCCGGAGAGGCUGUUUGUGACUUUGAGAUCAUCGAUAAUCACGAUUACUCCUACACUGUCAAGUACACAGCUCUUCAACAGGGCAAUAUGGCCAUUUCUGUGACACAUGGUGGAGAUCCUAUCCCCAAAAGCCCCUUCCACAUCACAGUGUCACCAGCUCUGGAUAUUGGAAAGGUGAAAGUGAAUGGACUGGAUACCAAGGUGGAGGUUGGAAAGGAUCAAGAAUUCACAGUAAACACAAAGGGCGCAGGUGGGCAGGGCAAUGUAGGUGUGAAGAUGACGUCUCCUUCUGGCCGACCAAUCCCAUGCAAGAUGGAGUCGGAUAAAGCCAAAAGCACUCAUGGUGUGAAGUACAUCCCCCCGGAGGAGGGACAGUACAAAGUGGAUGUCAGCUAUGAUGGGAACCCUGUGAUGGGAAGCCCAUUUGGGGUUGAAGCAGUCAUGCCAGCUGAUCCUUCGAAAGUAAAAGCCUUUGGCCCAGGCCUGAAGGGCGGCAUAGUGGGUAAACCAGCUCCGUUCACCAUCGACACAAAAGGAGCAGGUGCAGGUGGGCUUGGUCUGACAGUGGAGGGUCCCUGUGAGGCAAAAAUUGAGUGCCAAGACAACGGCGAUGGCACAUGCUCAGUGUCCUACCUUCCCACUGAACCCGGAGAGUACGCCGUCAACAUUCUAUUUGCGGAGCAGCACAUCCCUGGCUCCCCGUUCAAAGCUGCGGUUCGCCCAGCUCUCGAUCCCAGCAAGGUAACGGCUACCGGGCCAGGCCUGGAGAGGGCCAAGGCAGGCGAACCGGCAACCUUCACCGUGGACUGCACCAGAGCGGGCAACGCUGAGCUUACCAUCGAAAUUGUGUCAGAGACCGGGGUCAAAGCUGAGGUGCACAUCCAGAAAACUUCAGAGGGGAGCUUUUCUGUCACCUACAUCCCAUCCUUUCAAGGCUCUCACACCAUCACCAUCAAAUACGACGGCCACAUGAUCCCGUACUUUCCAAAAGUCUUACAGGUGGAACCCUCAGUGGACACCAGUGGAGUUCAUGUCUACGGGCCUGGAGUGGAGCCCAGAGGAGUCCUCAGGGAAGUCACAACCCACUUCAUUGUUGAUGCGCGUGCCCUCAACAAGGUUGGAGGCAGUCAUGUAAAGGUCCACAUCAUCAACCCCUCCGGCGCCAACACGGACUCCUACAUUACCGACAAAGGCGACGGCACUUACAGGGUGGAGUACACAGCCUUCGAGGAUGGAAUGCAUAUGAUCGAAGUCGUGUACGAUGGAGCGCCCGUGCCGAAGAGCCCCUUCAGAGUGUUUGUGGUCGAAGGAUGUGAUCCAACUCGGGUGCGUGCCUUUGGGCCAGGAUUGGAGGGAGGAGUAACCAACAAGUCAAACUGUUUCACCGUGGAAACCAGGGGUGCUGGUACAGGAGGCCUGGGUUUGACCAUCGAGGGAGCCUCAGAGGCAAAAAUAUCCUGCAAGGACAACAAAGAUGGCAGCUGCAGUGUGGAAUACGUCCCCUUCACUCCCGGUGACUAUGAUGUAAAUAUUACCUACGGAGGGCAGCCUAUCCCUGGGAGUCCAUUCCGCGUGCCUGUAAAGGACCCAGUAGAUCCCAGCAAGGUGAAAUGCUCCGGUCCAGGUCUGGGUACUGGUGUGAGAGCCCACGUUCCUCAGACUUUCACUGCAGACUGCACCCAGGCUGGACAGGCCCCGCUGGAUGUCAAACUCUACGGACCUACAGGUAGCGUGGAGCCUGUUGGUGUGAAAAACAACGGCGAUGGCACCCACACAGUUCACUACACCCCAGCUCAGGAUGGUCCCUACACUGUAGCAGUCAAAUAUGCAGAUCAGGAAGUUCCACACAGUCCAUUCAAGGUGAUGUCUCAGCCUGGGCAUGAUGCCAGUAAGGUUCGCGCCAGUGGCCCUGGUCUAGACACUAAAGGUGUUUCUGCCAGCCUGCCUGUAGAGUUUACCAUCGAUGCUCGUGAUGCUGGAGAGGGGCUGCUCACUGUGCAGAUUCUGGAUCCAGAAGGCAAGCCAAAGAACGCAACCAUCCAGGACAACAGAGAUGGGACAUACACCGUGUCCUACGUACCUGACUCUACAGGCCCUUAUACAAUCACAAUUAAAUAUGGAGGAGAUGAAAUUCCCUACUCUCCAUAUCACAUCCAGUCUCUGCCCACGGGAGAUGCCAGCAAAUGUCUCCUAACUGUUUCAAUUGGAGGACAUGGCAUGUCAAGUCUCCAGAAGCUGCAGACCUCAGAGGAUACAGUCAUCACAGUGGAUGCCAAGGCAGCCGGGAAAGGCAAGGUGACCUGUAAGGUGCUCACUCCACAGGGGAUGGAGUUGGACAUGGAUGUGGUGGAGAACCACGACGGGACAUUUGACAUUUACUACACAGCCCCUGAACCUGGGAAAUAUGUGAUUACCAUCCGUUUUGGGGGUCAGAACAUCCCAAAGAGCCCCUUCAAUGUGAUGGCCACGAAUGAACAGGUGGUUCCUCGUGAUACUGUGGAUCCGCUCUUCCGUCCUGUUAACUUCCUGGUUCCUUUCACGCCACAGCAAGGAGAGAUCACAGGUGAGGUGCGGAUGCCUUCUGGCAAGACUGCCCGCCCACACAUCACCGAUAAUAAGGACGGCACCAUCACAAUCAAGUACCAGCCCACAGAGAGAGGCCUGCAUGAGAUGGACAUCAAAUAUGAUGGGAACCACAUUCCAGGAAGCCCUCUGCAGUUCUAUGUGGAUGCUGUGAACAGCGGAGUGGUGACUGCUUACGGUCCAGGUUUGAGUUACGGAACAGUUAACAAAGCUGCCACUUUCACUGUGGUCACCAAGAAUGCAGGAGAAGGUGGUCUGUCACUAGCAGUCGAGGGGCCCUCAAAAGCAGAGAUCACUUGUAAAGACAACAAAGACGGCACCUGCACUGUGUCCUACCUGCCCACAGCUCCAGGAGACUACAACAUCAUUGUCAAGUUCGACAACAAGCACAUUCCUGGCAGCCCCUUCACUGCCAAGAUCACAGGAGACGACACCAUAACCAGAACCUCUCAGCUCAACGUCGGCACAGCAGCCGACGUGUCCCUGAAGAUCGCAGAGACGGACCUGAGCUCCCUGACCGCCAGCAUCAGAGCUCCAUCCGGCAACGAAGAGCCCUGCCUGCUCAAGAGACUCCCCAACAGACACCUCGGCAUCUCUUUCACUCCGAAGGAGGUUGGUGAGCAUGAAGUGAGCGUGAGGAAGAAUGGCGUGCACGUUGCAAACAGCCCUUUUAAAAUCAUGGUUGGCCAGUCUGAGAUCGGUGAAGCCAGCAGAGUGAAGGCUUUCGGGAAGGGCCUGGUGGAGGCGCACACUUUCGAAAUGGCAGAAUUUUUUGUGGAUACAAGGAACGCAGGUUACGGUGGCCUAGCUUUGUCAAUUGAGGGUCCAAGCAAAGUCGAUAUCAACUGUGAAGAUGUAGAAGACGGGACGUGCAGGGUGACCUACUGCCCUACAGAACCUGGAAGUUAUACUGUUAAUAUAAAGUUUGCAGAAAAGCACAUCCCAGGAAGUCCUUUUACAGUGAAGGUGACUGGAGAAGGAAGGAUUAAGGAGAGUAUCACCAGGAAGAGACAGGCUUCUUCCAUUGCCUCAGUGGGCAGCACAUGCGGUCUUAACCUCAAGAUCCCAGGAAACUGGUUCCAGAUGGUUUCAGCCCAGGAGAGACUAACCAGGACGUUCACGCGCAGCAGCCACACCUACACCCGCACCGAGCGAACAGAGAUCAGCAAGACCCGCGGCGGGGAGACCAAGAGGGAGGUACGAGUGGAGGAGAGCACCCAGGUGGGAGGAGGGGGGAGCCCUUUCAGAGACGUCUUUGGAGAUUUUCUGGGCAGAGAGAGCCUCAGCAGCUUUGCUGGCAUCACAGCCAGACCUGAGGCUGAGAGUGGUUCGCAGGCCAUGACAGCGCAGGUGACCAGCCCCGGUGGGAAAACGGUGGACGCCGACAUCGUAGAUGGCGGGAGCAGCACGUACAGCGUGCGCUUCAUCCCGCAGGAGAUCGGACCCCACACUGUAAACGUCAAGUACCGAGGCCAGCACGUCCCUGGGAGCCCCUUCCAGUUCACUGUGGGGCCCAUGGGUGAAGGCGGAGCACAUAAGGUCCGUGCAGGAGGUCCUGGUCUUGAACGAGGCGUGGCUGGAGCACCUACCGAAUUUAGUAUUUGGACCAGAGAGGCAGGAGCUGGUGGUCUGUCCAUUGCAGUAGAAGGUCCCAGCAAGGCUGAAAUCUCAUUUGAGGACAGGAAGGAUGGCUCUUGUGGCGUCUCCUACAUAGUGAAAGAGCCAGGUGACUACGAGGUGUCAAUCAAAUUCAACAAUGAGCACAUCCCUGACAGCCCAUUCAUCGUUCCAAUUGCUACACUGUCAGAUGAGGCCCGCAGGCUCACUGUGACAAGCCUUCAGGAGAAGGACCUAAAAGUGAGCCAGGAGGCCUCCUUCAUGGUGCAGCGUAACGGUGCCCGAGGUGUGGUCGACGCCAAAGUUCACAGACCCUCCGGCUCAUCCGAGGAAUGCUACGUUUCGGAGCUUGACAGUGACAAGAGCGCCAUCCGCUUCAUUCCGCGUGAGAACGGUGUUCAUUCCAUCGAUGUCAAGUUCAACGGAUGCCACAUUCCUGGAAGCCCCUUUAAUGUGCGAGUGGGAGAUCCAGGACUGAUUGGAGACCCCGGUUUGGUCACUGCACAUGGUCCAGGACUACAGGGAGGAACCACAGGCGUACCCUCCGAGUUUGUGGUGAACACCUCUAACGCCGGCUCAGGCACUCUGUCAGUCAACAUCGACGGGCCAUCCAAAGUGAAGAUGGACUGCCGGGAGUGUUUGGAAGGCUACAGGAUCACCUACACACCGAUGGCACCCGGCAACUAUCUCAUCACCAUCAAAUACGGCGGGCCACAGCACAUUGUGGGCAGCCCGUUCAAAGCCAGAAUCACAGGCCCAAGACUGUCAGGUGGACACAGCCUCCACGAGACCUCCUCCGUCUUGGUGGAAACUGUUACCAAGUCCUCCAAAAUUGGUGGCGCAUACAGCUCCUCUUCCUCCACCUCCUCGACGAAACUGACAUCUGAUGCCAGCAAGGUGGUCUGCCGUGGAGCCGGGCUUUCCAAGGCUUUGGUCGCACAGAAAAAUACUUUUACUGUUGACUGCAGCAAAGCAGGUACCAACAUGCUGAUGGUGGGUGUGCACGGUCCCCAAACUCCCUGCGAGGAGGUGUACGUCAAGCACAUGGGCAACAAGCUCUAUAAUGUCACCUACACGGUCAAGGACAAGGGCAGUUAUACCGUCAUCGUCAAAUGGGGUGACGAUAACGUCCCUGGGAGCCCUUACAAAGUGGCUGCGCCUUAAAAAAAAAAAACUGCACAAAAGCUGCCGACCCUUCCGCUCCACUGAACCCUCUGACCUGAUUUUAUUUUUUCCAUCAUCUGCAAACAUCCUUUUUUCUUUGAGUUUAGCAAAGUUCUCAACACAAAAAAACCCUACAAAGACGUUUGCCUGUAGCUUUACUGUUACUAUCUACUGUGCCAACAUUUUGUAUUAACUCGAGAAAUAAUGUUAAACACUCAUAGCUAUGCGUUCACAGGAAAUGUAGAGGGAACUGUGUGGUUUAGAGUUUUUUUGAGUGAGGUUUGUUUAAGAUGCUGCCCUGUUUUUUGUUUGUUUAAGUGUAAACAGAAGAUAUAAUGCAAAUGUUAAGAGAUGCUGGAGUAUUUAACUCCAUGAAAGUGUGAUACAUUGUGGUUUUGUAAGGUUACAGACUUGGAAAAUGAAUUUGUUUUUGUUAAUAUUAACCCCUUUUUUGGUAAGUCUUUGCAGACCUAAUAAAGAUUUAAUUGCUAACUUUCCAUAUUAAA